Messenger RNA from Saccostrea cuccullata (small rock oyster), 713 nucleotides. RefSeq lists its product as uncharacterized. Bases 63 to 467 code for a protein of 134 amino acids. The record is from RefSeq and is a predicted model, not a curated record. The transcript has 3 exons. Lineage: Eukaryota; Metazoa; Mollusca; Bivalvia; Ostreida; Ostreidae.
GUACAGAAAGCAAUAGUAAGUAGAUUAACGUGACGUAUGCCCUGAUUGGAUCUGUCACCACCAUGAGUCUGAUUGGUCUGAUGUUUUAUCUUAGAUCCUGGUUCUCAAAAAUGAAAGCGUCAUCGUCUUCUGUUUCAAAUCAGGUGUAUACAGAUCAGGCAGAAAACCAGGAGGACCAUAGAUACGAAAGUCAAAGAAGCUCGUCCUCCACUGCGACUGAAACUGUUCAGCAGAGGACACCAAAUCAUCAAGACCUGAACAGCUAUACAGUUCUGAGGUUCUCCCAGAUGCAGCCUAUGUAUGACAACUCAAAAGACGAUGAGAAUGCCCAGGAACCUGAAGCACCAUCUCUUCCAUCUACAAGAAUGAUAAAUGGCCACAACAAUGAAGUAAAUGACAACAAUGACGGAGAAGGCAUACGAACGAUAUUUCGAACACGAAGGAUACAAGGUCUUGUCUCUAUGUAAACCAUCUAUUGAGAAAUCAAUGACGCUGAGAUCUGUUGAUGCUUCAUUCAAACUUGAGGACAAUGCAGAGGGUAUGCAUGAUGAAUACGACUCGAUGGAAAUGAAAGAGAAACAGAAAGAAAAAUGCGCGUCUGAGUUAGGGAUAAAGCAAAGUGAAUUAUCAUAAAAAGUACUUUGCAAAAAAGUUCAAUAAAUGAAACAAUUAAAGAUUAUUUAGAAAGUGCCCAACUGAAUCGAAAACUUGGG